This is a messenger RNA of Alosa sapidissima (American shad), 2233 nucleotides long. RefSeq names its product 5-hydroxytryptamine receptor 3E-like. The coding region runs from base 1 to 1434 and encodes 477 amino acids. Gene Ontology annotation, biological process: signal transduction; monoatomic ion transmembrane transport; nervous system process. The record is from RefSeq and is a predicted model, not a curated record. Lineage: Eukaryota; Metazoa; Chordata; Actinopteri; Clupeiformes; Clupeidae. Gene Ontology annotation, molecular function: extracellular ligand-gated monoatomic ion channel activity; neurotransmitter receptor activity; transmembrane signaling receptor activity. The transcript has 8 exons. Gene Ontology annotation, cellular component: membrane; neuron projection; synapse.
AUGGAGCCCAUAGCACAACCACUGAGACGGAUACCCUUCCACCUGAGAGAGGCGGUCGACAAGAAGAUAGAGGAGCUGCUAAGAAUGGAUAUUAUCGAGAAGAUGGAGCUCACAGAGCAGUCAAGGGCUAUAACGACGUUCGCCGUGCACAGCGGAACAUACCGCUACAAAAGACUCCUAUUUGGGGUCUCAUCUGUACGUGAGCAGUACCAACACGAAGUGGCGACGGCACUGGCUGGCAUCGAAGGGGUGGCCAACAUAUCAGACGACAUCAUCGUCCACGCGCCUGACCUGUACGCUGUGCAGACGUGGAGGAUUGAGUUUCUGAGUUGGGACCCAGUGGAGUGCGGCACCACUGUCAUCACUGUGCCCCGAACAACGUUGUGGAGGCCAGAUGUGGUGAUCAAUGAAUUUGUGGAUGAGAACAAGGCCCCUGCUACAUAUUACGUCCGAGUGAACUACACAGGCUACGUGACGGAUGAAUUGCCAGUAGGAGUAAAGAGCUCCUGCAAUUUGAACACCUACACCUUCCCCUUUGACGUACAGAGGUGCACAUACUCUUUCAACAGCUACAUGUUCAAUGCUGACUCUGUGCGGUUGUACUUUGGGAAGCCUGUGGAGGAGGUACUGAAGCGCUCCAAGGAGCUGAUGGAGACCUUGGGAGAGUGGGAGCUGCUGAACAUCACAUCUUCCAAAGGAGAUUUAAUCUUCGAGUUCGGCGCCUGGGAUAAACUCACCUACCAUAUUACCCUGAGACGGCGAGCCACCCUCUACGUGGUGAACCUGAUCAUCCCCAGCUGUUUACUCAUCACACUGGACCUGUUCAGUUUCAUCCUGCCCCCACAGAGUGUGGACCGAUCCGCCUUCAAGAUGACCCUCAUUCUGGGCUACACCGUCUUCCUGCUCCUCAUGAACGAGCUGCUGCCCGUCACUGGAAACACCAUUCCACUCCUGAAUGUGUUUUUCUCCAUCUGUCUGGCUCUCAUGGUGGCUAGUCUACUGGAGACUAUUGUCAUCACCAACAUGCUGCACAACUCCAGGGAUUUACCCCCAGUGCCACGCUGGCUUAGGGUCCUCGUCCUAGAGGUGAUGGCACGCCUCGUCUGCCUAUACCGGAAGAAAAAGGAUGAUGGAGUCAUCAUUUUCCAAAAUCAAGCCAGUGUUGUGGAGACUAAAGCUGGUGCUGAUGCAGUGGACCAGUCCCCUGCUAAAGACACGGCCAGUGAGACGGUGGUGGAGCUGAGGGAGCUGAGGCGACACGUCCAGGCCAUCCAUCGGCACGUGUCCAAGGGCUCUCAGCCGGACCACAAGACAGAGGAGUGGAUCCACAUUGGCCACGUCGUCGACCGUUUCCUGUUCAUCUCCUACGCCAUCUUCAUCACUGUCAGCUUCAUCACCAUCAUCGUCAUAUGGAUCCACUGGGACAAUGUUUAGUUGCCAGAGCUCACUCAGUGUGUGCUCAAAACCAUUUGUUUGCCAGAGCUCACUCAGUGUGUGCUCAAAACCAUUUGUUUGCCAGAGCUCACUCAGUGCGUGCUCAAAACCAUUUGUUUGCCAGAGCUCACUCAGUGUGUGCUCAAAACCAUUUGUUUGCCAGAGCUCACUCUCAUGUUUCUCUCUCAGGUUGCAUUUCUUUUUCACAGGUAUCACUGGAAAGAGCUGUUUUGAGUCUUUAACUUGGGCAGAGUCUUUUAUUCUCUCUAGUACUUUAGAGAAACUAUGCCAGUCUCUUUACAAACUGUUUGUUGUUUACCAGAUAAAAUAGUUUGAUGAUUUUUUCCCUCAUAUUCGGUCACAUCAUUUGAUUUUAUUUUUAUUACUUAAAACAUUCAGGGCCAGAUGUACUAACGCUUUUGUGCCCACUUCAUGCAUAUUUGUUUCGCAACGUGCGUGAAAAAACAUAGCGAGGUAUGUACAGACAGGGUAAAAGCGCAGACUGCCUGUCACGGGAGCUGAAAAUGCCAAAUUGCAUAUUUCUGUGUUAUGCAUAUGCAUUCAUGGGAGGGUCCAGGGGAAAGUGGGAGUUUAGCGUAAAAAGAUGGGAGGGGAAGCGUAAGGAGCAACUAGUUAUGUAUUCAGUGGUAUGUACAAAAACUGCACGUCUAUUCUGUGCCUAAAUAUUUCCGCCUUGUAAAAGCAGGUGUUAAAUGCGGUUUGCGGUUAAAUGCGUCAAUAAGAGAACCUUUCAAAGACAACAGAAUCACUGUUUAGAGCACCAGUUUUGCGUCUUUGU